Messenger RNA from Verruconis gallopava, 3022 nucleotides. RefSeq lists its product as uncharacterized. Lineage: Eukaryota; Fungi; Ascomycota; Dothideomycetes; Venturiales; Sympoventuriaceae. Bases 364 to 2892 code for a protein of 842 amino acids. Gene Ontology annotation, molecular function: translation elongation factor activity; GTP binding; GTPase activity. The record is from RefSeq and is a predicted model, not a curated record. Gene Ontology annotation, biological process: translational elongation. The transcript has a single exon.
GGCGGGAGCCUGUGAAUGCCACGGACUGACACAUCGACGCCUUUGAGACCGAAAAGUCUAGAUCUAGCUCAUCGUUUGCCGCAGCAUGGCUGGACAGUGAAGCCGUUGUUGAAGAAGGUCUCUGCGGCGUCCGCAUCCAUAGUCCCUCACGCACGUAUCGACUGAACGCAAACUUCAGAACAAGAUGGUCACGUCUCAAUCACGACUGUUCAGCAUCAGCCUUGCCCAUACAGAUCCAUUGGCUUCGGCGCGGCACAGCAUAUUUCUACGGCAGCAGCUCCAUACGUCUGCUUGAGCUCACCCAUUCGGUCGAUCGUUGCGUCUGAGUAUUUUAGGCCAUCAACAGCUGCAAGGACUCCCGUGAUGGCGUCUAUAUUCACCUUUGAUCCUGACCCUCCGCGUGUCUCCUCGCCGUGGUCAACGCCACGCACCAGCACGCCGGCACCCAUCACUAGAUUAGAGGCUGAGCCGCAAGAAGGGCCAACAGAAUACAAGCUGCAUCUGCUACUACGACGGCGUCGAGAUUAUCAUACCAGCAGCACUUCUCUCCAUGUCUCGGGCCCAAACCGCCCCGUUUCGGCUUCGCCGAAGUCAAGGUUGCCCUCAGAGAUACCAAACAAAUCCCCACCUUUGCAAACAAAGUCUACUCAGACGCGACAGCAAAGAUUGGAGCAAUUGACAACACAGCUUCUCUGGAGGCUGCAACAAUCAUGCCCUCAUCACUCCACAUCUGCGACAAAGCAGAUCACUCCCUCUUUCCCCUCGGCGAGUGAGAUCUCCACCGGGGUGAAUGUUGGACCUGUGGUCGCAGGGCUGGAGGAGAGUCGUGGUGCGCUCUAUGAGAUUGGAGUGGCCGAUGAUGGAACCUUUGUUGGUCUUACGGAAGACGAGAUGACUGAAAGUCUCCAGAACCUCAGAGCCAUGGCUGCAAGCCUGGGCUGCAUUGUCGAGAUUCUACGGAAAGUAUGUGUGGGAAGUUGUGAGUACUACGACGGAGACAGCGGCAAGGAGAAUCAGCAACUUCGUACGGAAAACUUGUGGGUUGUUGAGGCAUACGUCAAGCCCAACACUGCGGCCUUGACUGGCUCUCGUGACGGACAAAGUAGCCGGGCUUCCGCGACCAAUGUGUGGUCGGACGGUGAAGCACAUGAUGAGGUUCGGGCAGCAACACAACUGAAAAUCUCGCUUACUGGUGCGACCAUGUCUGGCAAAAGCACCUUGCUUGGUAGUCUGACCACUGCGACGUUGGACAAUGGUCGCGGCAAAGGCCGGCUAAACCUGCUCAAGCAUCGACAUGAAAUCGUCUCCGGUAUGACCAGCUCCGUCACCCAAGAGCUAUUGGGCUACGUUCCAGACAGCGAGGGAACAGUGCAAGUGGUGAACUAUGCUUCUGAUAAUGUCUCAUCCUGGACGGACAUACAUGCACUCUGCAAGUCUGGCCGAAUUGUUCUUCUUUCAGACUCUGCGGGACAUCCACGCUACCGGAGAACGACCCUUCGCGGGAUUAUUGGAUGGUGUCCGGACUGGACCUUGCUCUGCAUUCCUGCCGACAACGCAGAGGACACAACUGGAUUGGUGGGAAGCACCCCGCCUGCUGAAGAAGUUUUAGGGGUUGCGUCUGUUGACGUCGAUCUGUCGCAGGCACACCUUGAUUUAUGUCUCAAGCUUGAUUUGCGGUUGGUGAUCGUAGUGACAAAGCUCGAUUUGGCGUCCAAGGGAGGUUUAAGGCAGACUCUGGCCAAAGUUCUGUCGACACUCAAGGCCGCAGGGCGAACGCCCUCGAUCUUGGCGAAUCCUUCUGGCGCAGAUGAGGAUCUGAUGACCAUCCCGGCCAGUAUCCACAAAAUCUGCCGUGAGACCGUUUCAUCACUGACAGACACCCGUGUGGUGCCUAUCGUCCUCACAAGCGCUGUCAAGGGGAUCAACGUGACGACACUACACUCCUUGCUCUACCAACUUCCACUACCUACACCUCCAAGUCAGAGAGUACAUGGCGAAGCGUCAACGUUGUUCCACAUCGAAGAGACUUACAAGUCAAGACUUUACGGGGACCAGGCGAACGAGCUCCCUGUCUUAAGCGGUAUUUUCGCUCGUGGCAAGCUAUCCGUCGGUGACGAAGUAUGGCUCGGUCCGUUUAUGACGGAGUCACCGUCGGAGCAACAUGACACCAAGUCCGAAGCCUCCAAACGGCCAUCGAUUCCAACCUCACGUUCUUUUCCCGGAGCUCUUACUCCUGCAAGAGGCCUUCCAGGCCCCGAAUCGUCACCUUCAGAUGAAUGGCUCAAGGUCCGCAUCAUCAGCCUAAGGUACCUCCGUCUGCCUGUCACGACGCUCGUUGGGGGUCAAGUUGGGACCGUUGGCAUAGAAGCCGCCGAUGCCCGUAAUGCAGCCUCUGCGUCCAGUAACAGAAUUAGGAAGGGCAUGGUAUUAGCAACGCCUCCGCCGACAGGAAGAAAAGGCUUCGUCGCAGAGUUUGCGCGCAAAGACGUUGACAUCCUUUCCAUUGGAAUGAGUGUGGUUGUCUAUGUUGCUAGUGUCAGGGGUUCUGCCAAAGUUGUUGCUGGCGCCGUUCCCGAUGAUGAGCCUCUGGAAUCAUCGAUGGAAAGCUUGCUGGAUCACCCGAACGAAGACGAAGAAGAAGAAGAGGGCUUCGCAUUCAAUUUCGACGGCGACCAGGCGCCUGACGAGAAGCCGGUGCCAAACAAGGACGACAAGGAGCGUCACUUGCAUGUUACUUUUCAAUUCAUCGCAACGAAAGAAUACUUGGAUAUCGGUUCACAGGUUCUCGUGAUGCCCGGUGGGGGACCCGGCAUUUAUGGAGGGAAUGAACGUGGUGAGAAAGGGAUUGCAGGGCUGGACGGAUUUGUUGGUACCAUUAUCAGCGCAUAUUGAUUGGGUUUCGAAAGCGUUCGCUGUAGGGAAGCGCUGAAGAUCCAUGCACCUCUUCAUGAUUCUAAAAAGACGAAACACUAUAUGCCUAGAAGCAAGAAACAUGUUAAAGUGAAUGAAAUUUGCCUAUAGA